This is a messenger RNA of Bombus impatiens (common eastern bumble bee), 3205 nucleotides long. It is a transcript of the gene Sytbeta, whose product is annotated as synaptotagmin-6. Gene Ontology annotation, biological process: regulation of calcium ion-dependent exocytosis; cellular response to calcium ion; calcium-ion regulated exocytosis. Lineage: Eukaryota; Metazoa; Arthropoda; Insecta; Hymenoptera; Apidae. The transcript is spliced from 10 exons. The record is from RefSeq and is a predicted model, not a curated record. Gene Ontology annotation, molecular function: calcium ion binding; syntaxin binding; clathrin binding. Gene Ontology annotation, cellular component: membrane. Bases 546 to 2312 code for a protein of 588 amino acids.
UAUCGGCGCGCCGUGAUGCGAGCAACAACUGUUUCGCAUUUCGAGUAACUCGCUAGCUCGUUUAUCGAUACGGUUAAUAAAUUUUUCGCAAAUUCACAAAAUCAAUCUAUAAACUGUUCUCAUUUCAAUUCGUUUCAAAGUAAACAAGUCGGAAGAAUUUUUAUUAAUUAAUUUUACUCGUGAUUAAAAGACGUGUUUAUUAUUUCUCUUUUUACUUUUCAUUUGUUUCUUCUUUUAUUCCUCUUUUCUGAGAAAUUGAACGACCGACUGGGAACUAAUUGUGAAAUCGUAGAAUAGUGUUUGGGAUUUCCUUACUGAAAGAGUUGCCUAGGACUCAAUUUUCGUAAAAGGAUUUAUAUGCGCGUUCGUGCACAUUGACAAACGGAUUGAACAUCGGUGCGUUCCUGCGAUUUCGUUAACCAUUUGCUGCCUCUGGAGUCUCUACGAAUUGUAACUAUCUCAGGCUGAAGAGAAUCUAACUGGCGGCAACGGUUCAGAAAGGAGGAAAAAUCGAGCGAAAAGUGCGAUAAGAAAAGAGGGAGGAUAUGGUUUCCUCGGCGAUCUUCGGGGCAGCCGCUGGAACUGGCUUGGCCCUGUUCGUCGCAAUGACGAUAGUGGUGUAUCGAUAUUACGCGGUGAGACGAAAGGGUAAAUAUUGGAGCAGUCUGGAUCGUUGGCCAGAUCCACCGGGCACGAAGAAGUCGGAAACACGACAAGAAGGCUGUUCCGAGCAUUGUCACGACGCCUCCGCGUCACACGUGCUCAAUUGUUGGCGAAAACAGCAGAAAAAUUACCAUGCAGUGCAGACUACGGAGUUUAACGUUGCCAAGGAACAACACGCAGUGCAGCCAUGCUCCUCCGUGGUCAUUGAAUCAGGGAGCUUGCCGCAUCAAAGUCGAAGCUAUCCUGGCGGCGGUGGCGGAUCCGGAAGCAUGGGACGAUUGUUCACGAGAAAUUCGUCGGUGAGCUCGCAGAGCUCGUUGGAAGGUGCGCCUGGACCGUCCAUCCAUCGCACUGGAACUUCGACCCAGAUUCGACCAUUUGGCCCUGAUGGACGGUACCACCAUCAUCGGGACCCUUUGCACGCUGCUUCUUCUUAUCCACCCAGCAGGAGUUCGAGAUCACCAUCACCUGGACGUGCAGCAUCGUUAGAUGCACGCUGUGGGAGUCCAGCCAGUUGUUCGGGAAGUCUUCUGAGCAACAAUGCGUCACCAUCUCAGAGCUCUUUGUCGUCUCUGGCAACAGGUGUGAGCUCCUCGUGUGGUGGUUCCUCGAUAAGCGUUGCCCACGUAGCUUCCAGAUCAGCUGGUCGAAGUCUUUCACCUCUUCUUAUUCCACCAUCACGCAUUUCUGCAAGCGAAGGUGGACCACCUCCCCCAGCAUCACCACUCGGUUCCAUACAACCUGAUCUUUACCAACGAAGAGAUGGACCUAUUUAUCUUAAGGCUCGAGGAAAUGGAAAGAGUUUAGGCCGGCUGCAUUUGCGAUUCAAAUACGACUUCGAUCGAUCGGACCUGCAUGUACACCUGAUCGAGGCUCACGACCUGGCUGGAAGUGAUCAAGGAGGAUUCAACGAUCCUUACGUGAAGCUGACGCUCAGCCCUGAAGUGGAUUCGAGAAAACGACAGACACAGAUAUACCGUAACGAGGCGAAUCCGUUCUUCGACCAACAAUUCAAGUUCCCCGUCAGCAACGACGAACUUCAAGACAGGACCCUAGUUUUACAGGUGCUCGAUUACGAUCGUUUCUCCAGGAAUGACAUAGUAGGUUCUGUCAAAGUGCCGCUAAAUAUUUUACGAUUAGAUUCUCCUACCUCGACCGAAGAAGUUUGGGGAGACAUUGAACGUGAACGGAAGCCACCCGAACAAAUUCAAGAAGUCCUACUGUCGCUCUCUUAUCUGCCCAGUGCCGAACGAUUAACAGUACAGAUUUUGAAGGCGCGAAAUCUGUUUCCACCACAGGACAAAGAAACCUUAGAUUCCUUCGUGAAAGUAAAUCUCCUUUGCGGAGAGAAGAGGGUGAAGAAGAAGAAAACUGCUGUAAGAAAAGCGACCACCAGUCCCGUUUGGAACGAGGCAAUGUCCUUUAAUGUUCCUGCCAACUAUCUUGCAUCGUCAGCCAUCGAGGUAUGUGUGAUGGACUCGAGCAACGAGUUUAUCGGAGGGAACGUGAUCGUCGGUUCCUGUAUCGUUGGUCCAGCCACAGGAGUGAUUCGGGGAGUGGAAGGAAGCGGAAGUCAAGGAAGAGAGCACUGGCUUCAUAUGACUCAAUCACCGAGGAAAACCAUCGACAUGUGGCACACGUUACACUAAAAGAAACAGAAGAAGAGAAAGGAGUAGAAAAGCAAAAGAAUCGAUCGAUGUUACGUUCGUCGCGUACCGUUUUCUAAAAAAAACAAAACGUGGCCAUUUUAUGGGAACGUGGACACAAUUUCUUCUUUAUUCCUUUUUGUUUCGCUUCCUUGCCGGAUUGCGAAGGGAAGAGUACAAUCAAAAAGCAUAGGAUAAAUAAUCGGUAAAUGGUAUAUGUAAACGACAGUAGCAGUGUUAUAUAUGUGAAACCGCUUUUAUGGAUGUACUCGAGACCACUAACGAAUAAGAAAACCGCGAAAAAAAUACAUCGUUAUUGUCCGUUUCAGCGAAUCGCAAGGAUCGAUGUCCCUCGAUCCUCGAGAAUCUAUUAAUACGAUAUUUCACUGUACCAGAUUUUCCGUAGGUUUACUAUGACCUUCGAGAUUGAAUCGUCUAACCUAGAGGAAAUGGUACGUAUUGUGAGAUAAACAGUUCGUUUAUUCAUAAACAGGGAAUCGUGUCACAGCAAGUGGAUGGGAGAAUAUUUUGAAGGAAGGAAGAAGGAGAAAAAUUUGCGUAUGGAGGAGACAAUCGUUUCGUAUAUACACACUACGUAUUUGUAUUUGGUAUUUGUAUAAUUUGUUUCUACUGGCGGCUAAAUGUACCUUACACAAUCAGCAAGAUAAUUAUUCUAUUCGUGGUAACGAAUAUGAGUGAUAGUAGAUAAUCGUGCUUCAAAUGAUAAGAAACACAUCACCGUACUUUCCGUUACACAGUACAGUAAUGAAAUUAUUUGCUCGAAGUAAUUUCAAGAUAAGACGUUCGAAGGGUGAUUUCAACUAUAAGUAAAUAAGAUGAUGAUAGGAUAAAAGGUAAAAAUGAACAAAAAGAAAAAAAAAACAACUAAAAGACAG